Molecule: messenger RNA, 2680 nt
Organism: Tarenaya hassleriana
Lineage: Eukaryota; Viridiplantae; Streptophyta; Magnoliopsida; Brassicales; Cleomaceae
Product: DNA repair helicase XPB1
Exons: 18
Coding region: 108-2420 (770 amino acids)
Biological process (GO): nucleotide-excision repair; transcription initiation at RNA polymerase II promoter
Cellular component (GO): transcription preinitiation complex; nucleotide-excision repair factor 3 complex; transcription factor TFIIH holo complex
Molecular function (GO): ATP binding; hydrolase activity; 3'-5' DNA helicase activity
Source: RefSeq, a predicted model, not a curated record
ACUCGGAGUUCUUUGAUCAUACAUACCAAAUAAGAGAACGGAGCAAGGGGAAUACGAAUAUAACUGAAGCGAUUUGGAUCUGAACCCUAAGAAUAACAGCCUUAAUCAUGGGAAAUGGUGAAAGAGGAAGACCCAGUAAGAAGAUGAAAUUCGGCGGCAAGGAUGAUCAAAAGAUGAUGAACUCGGAAAAUGAGGAUUACUACUUUGGUGAUGACGCCGAUGAGGAUUCUCGAGAUGGUGAUGGGGAGGUGAAGAAGAUGGAUUUUAGCAAACUAGAACUGAAGCCUGAUCAUGAAAACAGGCCCUUGUGGGCAUGUGCAGAUGGGAGAAUCUUCCUCGAGACAUUCUCUCCUCUUUACAAACAAGCCUAUGAUUUUCUCAUCGCCAUAGCCGAACCUGUUUGCAGGCCGGAGGCUAUGCAUGAGUAUAAUUUGACUCCUCACUCUUUGUAUGCAGCUGUGUCGGUUGGUCUUGAGACAGAAACUAUAAUUUCUGUUUUGAACAAGCUGUCUAAAACUAAGCUCCCGAACGAGAUGAUUGACUUCAUACAUGCUUCCACUGCCAACUACGGCAAAGUGAAGCUUGUAUUGAAGAAGAAUAGAUAUUUAAUUGAAUCACCAUUUCCAGAGGUAUUGAAAACGCUUCUCAGGGAUGAUGUUAUUGGCCGAGCUAGGAUUUCCCCUGAGUCUUCUCAUGGAGGAGAUGGUUUCACAAUCAGUAAAACAGCUGGUGAACUUGAAGCUGGUCCUGGGGGGUUGCUAAAUGAAGCUGAAUUGGCUGCUGCGGCAGAAGAGAAAGAAACUCACUCUUUUGAAAUUGACCCUUCUCAGGUGGAGAACGUGAAACAGCGCUGCUUGCCCAAUGCCUUAAACUACCCUAUGUUAGAGGAAUACGACUUCAGGAACGACAAUGUUAAUCCUGAUCUCGACAUGGAACUUAAGCCUCAUGCGCAACCGAGGCCUUAUCAGGAGAAGAGUCUGAGUAAAAUGUUUGGGAAUGGAAGAGCAAGGUCCGGGAUUAUAGUUUUGCCUUGUGGUGCUGGUAAAUCUCUCGUGGGAGUUUCAGCAGCUGCUCGUAUAAAGAAGAGUUGUCUUUGUUUGGCAACGAACGCUGUCUCAGUUGAUCAGUGGGCCUUCCAGUUCAAGUUAUGGUCAACCAUAAGAGAUGAUCAAAUUUGCCGUUUCACUUCAGACAGUAAAGAACGGUUCCGUGGCAAUGCUGGUGUUGUUGUCACAACCUACAAUAUGGUUGCUUUUGGUGGCAAACGGUCAGAGGAGUCGGAGAAAAUAAUAGAAGAAAUUAGAAACAGAGAGUGGGGAUUGCUGCUUAUGGAUGAGGUGCAUGUUGUUCCGGCUCAUAUGUUCAGGAAAGUCAUCAGUCUUACGAAAUCUCACUGCAAAUUGGGACUUACAGCUACUCUUGUGAGAGAAGACGAAAGAAUUACGGAUCUUAACUUUCUUAUUGGCCCGAAACUGUAUGAAGCUAACUGGCUUGAUCUAGUGAAAGGAGGGUUUAUAGCAAAUGUGCAGUGUGCUGAGGUAUGGUGUCCUAUGACCAAGGAAUUUUUCGCUGAAUAUCUGAAGAAGGAGAACUCCAAGAAAAAACAGGCACUUUAUGUAAUGAACCCUAACAAAUUCAGAGCUUGUGAGUUCCUCAUACGCUUCCAUGAACAACAGCGUGGGGACAAGAUUAUUGUUUUUGCAGACAAUCUCUUUGCGCUGACGGAGUAUGCGAUGAAACUCCGGAAGCCCAUGAUCUAUGGUGCCACCAGCCAUAUUGAACGAACCAAAAUUCUCGAGGCGUUUAAGACCAGUAAGGACGUAAACACGAUCUUCCUGUCAAAGGUGGGUGACAACUCUAUAGAUAUUCCAGAAGCAAAUGUUAUUAUUCAGAUUUCAUCACAUGCUGGGUCAAGACGUCAAGAAGCUCAGCGUUUGGGUCGUAUUCUUAGGGCUAAGGGUAAGAUUGAAGAUAGGAUGGCAGGUGGAAAAGAAGAGUACAACGCUUUCUUCUACUCGCUUGUUUCUACAGACACACAGGAAAUGUACUAUUCGACAAAAAGACAACAAUUCCUGAUUGAUCAAGGUUAUAGCUUCAAGGUUAUAACUAGUCUUCCACCGAAUGAUGCCGGUUCAAGUCUAAGCUUCCACAGCCAAGAAGAGCAGUUGGCCCUUCUCGCUAAGGUUCUGAACGCUGGGGACGAUGCGGUCGGGUUAGAACUGCUGGAAGAAGAUACAGACGGAAUGGCUCUGCAGAAAGCGAGAAGAACGAUGGGAACGAUGAGUGCGAUGUCGGGAGCAAAGGGAAUGGUUUAUAUGGAAUACAACUCUGGAAGACACAAAUCUGGCAGCCAUCUGAUGAAGAAGAAACCCAAAGACCCUUCCAAGCGUCACCAUUUGUUCAAGAAGCGCUACGUCUGAUCUGAAGAGACCGUACCAUUUCUGAGGGGGGAAAAAACAGUUGUUUUGUCCUGAAGAAACAUCAUGAUCACCAUCAUCAUCGCGAUCACCGUCACCGUCACCGUCUCCAAAAACAUAUCUCCGGUGUAGUUUUCCGGUGCUUCUUUAUGGUGUGAGAAUGGUUUGUAGUGUUAAAGAACUCUAUAGAGCUAUGUAUUCUGAUGCAUAUAUGAACCCAUGAUAAAAUUGAUGUUGGGGCCUUUUCCUCCAACCCUGGAAAA